AUGUAAAUUGAAGUUGAGAAAGGUUAUAAUAUUUAUUGGCCACCUAAAUAUGAUCUAUGUUGUAUGGGUUCAUCGUGUCCCAUAAUAUACGAGUCAAAAUUUGGUUAGGAGUUCUAUGAAUCGUAAAUUAAUUGCAAUCUUAAAUUAUGUCCUUUAUGUAGGUUUAUUGAAGUAUGCAUUAAUUUAAUUAGAAAAAAUGUACAGUUCCAAAUUGUUAAAUUAGUAUAGAAAAACAUUUUCUUAAAACUAAUUUUAAUAUAUAAACAAAAAAAGUCUUUUUUGAUCUUGAUAAAGAUGUCUAAGAAUAAUUAACAAUAAGAAAGAAAAUUGAAGAGAAAUAUCAUCGACAAAUCUCUGAUAUCAAAUAAAGUUCUAAAACUACAGAGAGAUUAGAUUAAUUAUCUGAAUUGAUUGAAGAUUCAGUUUAUGCUGAGAGAACCAAUAAUACAAGAUUAAUGCUUGAAAUUGAUACUAAACUCCAAAAAUUAUGGAGAGAAAUAGAAAUUGAAGAAUCUAAUGAUUAACAUAGAGAAAUACCAAGAUAAAUUCCAACCUAAAGAUAUUUUAAUUCUUCUGAAACAAACUAAAAUUCAAUUGGCUAAUAGAAUAGUUAUGCUAAAGAAGCUGGAUUUAAUGAAAAAUAAUUCCAUAUAAAUAGAAUUAAAUGGGGUUUUUGA
Molecule: messenger RNA, 677 nt
Organism: Paramecium primaurelia
Lineage: Eukaryota; Ciliophora; Oligohymenophorea; Peniculida; Parameciidae
Source: the annotation of a GenBank genome assembly